Scleropages formosus (Asian bonytongue) is the source of this 3169-nucleotide messenger RNA. Its product is annotated as solute carrier family 12 member 9-like. Gene Ontology annotation, cellular component: membrane. The record is from RefSeq and is a predicted model, not a curated record. Gene Ontology annotation, molecular function: potassium:chloride symporter activity. The transcript has 14 exons. Gene Ontology annotation, biological process: chloride ion homeostasis; potassium ion homeostasis; cell volume homeostasis. NCBI's taxonomy places the organism in Eukaryota, Metazoa, Chordata, Actinopteri, Osteoglossiformes, Osteoglossidae. Bases 386 to 3163 code for a protein of 925 amino acids.
CUUGAGCAGCAUCCUGUGUUUCCACCAUCCCCAUAAAUUUGCUGCUUCUUCGCUUUCCUAGGGUCUCAACCAUUUUAGUUUCUGGUGACAUGAAAGGUUUACAGGCUCGGAUCUCAGUGUGUGCAACCGCGGGGUCUGCUGUUGGACCCUAGCCUAGGCUAAAGCGGACACCAGGCAGUCGCGCAUCAACUCAAGUUCCUAUUUCGGGUUCGUGCUCGAGGAGGGGAAGGGCUUCCGGGGGUUCCAGCGCGUUCACAGCGCGUUCACUGCCCUCCUCGGUGGUUCUGAUCAUCUGGAGGCGCGUCACCGCUCCGGACUGUGCACAGCGGUAGCGUGUGCGGGAAGCCGACAGUCAUCAUCCAGACAUCUGAACACCUGUGGGGCCAUGUCACAGGAACGUUCUCCGCUGCUUUCCCGCGGUCCCUUGCCUGCAAGGAGGGACCCAGUUGGACUGGGGCUCGGGUCCUUGUCAAAGGAGAUGAACAUAGCGGACCCGACUCUCCCAGCCACUGUGCCUCCCUCCCGCCGAAGUCUCAACACCUUCUUCGGGGUGUUUGUUCCUACCGUCCUCUCAAUGUUUAGCAUCGUGCUCUUCCUCCGCACAGGGUUUGUUGUUGGCCAUGCCGGGCUGCUGCAGGCCCUCCUCAUGCUCUGCGUGGCUUACUUCAUCAUCUCCCUGACCAUUCUGUCAGUCUGCGCCAUUGCCACCAAUGGUGCGAUACAGGGGGGUGGGGUUUACUUCAUGAUCAGCCGAUCUCUGGGGCCGGAGUUUGGUGGUAGCAUUGGGAUUAUGUUCUACCUGGCCAAGGUGUGUGCCUGCGGUGUUUACGUGCUGGGCCUGGUGGAGGCCAUACUCAGCAUCUUCGGAAGGGACCCCGCCUCAAAGGUCAGUGAGGGCAUGCGAGUUCUGCCACAGGGCUACUGGUACACAGUACUCUAUGCCUCCGCCGCACUCCUGCUCUGCCUGCUGGUGUGCCUGGUGGGGGCGCACAUCUACUCCCGCGCCGCCUUCAUCAUCUUGCUGGUGGUAACGGUCUCGCUGAUUUCCAUCAUCAUCAGUCCCCUGGUCCUGGGCCCACGCAGCUUCAUCAUCAGCCACCAGGAUGGUGCCAACAGCACCAGUGUGUACAAUGCCAGCUACACGAGCUUCAAUGCCACCACGCUGAGAGCCAACCUGGGCCCGGGCUAUGCUCUGGAUUACAGCACCAACAUAGUCAUGUCUUUCUCCAUGGUCUUUGCUGUCAUGUUCACCAGCUGCACGGGCAUUAUGGCUGGGUCAAACAUGUCUGGAGAACUGAAGAACCCCAGUGUGUCCAUCCCAAAGGGCACCAUUAUUGCUGUCCUCUACACCUUCUUUGUCUAUGUGCUCAUCUUCCUGCUGGUCAGCUCUACCUGCGACAGAGUUCUUCUCAUCCAGGACUACGGAUUUUUCCAGCGCAUCAAUGUGUGGCCUCCCUUUGUCAUCAUUGGGGUGUACUGUGCCUCCCUUUCUGCAGCCAUGAGCUGCCUCAUCGGCGCCUCACGUAUCCUGCAUGCCCUAGCGCUCGACCAGCUGUUUGGUCUGCCACUGGCCCCUGCUGCCAUCACAUCCAGCUCAGGAAAUCCCUGGGUGUCAGUGCUGUACACAUGGGCUCUGGUGCAGUGUGUGGUGUUCGCCGGGCAGCUCAACUCCAUCGCCAGCCUGGUUACUGUGUUCUACCUGCUAUCCUAUGCGGCUGUGGACUUGGCCUGCCUGUCCUUGGAGUGGGCGUCGGCUCCCAACUUCAGGCCCACAUUCCAGUACUUCUCCUGGCACACCUGUCUGCUGGGCAUGAUGAGCUGCAUGGUUAUGAUGUUUGUGAUCAACACUGUCUACUCCUCAGCCAGCAUUGCCCUGCUACUUCUGCUGCUGCUCUUCCUGCACUACCGGGCACCUACCAGUACGUGGGGCUACAUCAGCCAGGCACUCAUCUUCCACCAGGUGCGAAAGUACCUGCUGAUGCUGGACAUGCGCAAGGAUCAUGUAAAGUUCUGGAGGCCACAGAUCCUGCUGAUGGUGGCAAACCCACGCUCCUCCUCUCACUUAAUCACCUUCGUCAACCAGCUGAAGAAGGGUGGCCUCUUCGUGCUGGGGCACGUGCAGCUGGGCAAUCUGGAGUACCUGACCUCUGACCCUGUCCAGUUCCAUUACAACUUCUGGCUGAGCCUGGUGGACAGACUGGAGGUGAAGGCCUUUGUGGACCUAACACUGUCACCCUCUGUUCGGCAGGGAACCCAGCACCUGCUGCGGAUUGCUGGCCUUGGUGGCAUGAAACCCAACACCCUCAUUAUGGGUUUCUAUGAUGACUGUGUCCCGGAGGACUAUUUCCAGCAACACCCGGCAUUCUCCGUGAGCUCAUGGACACACAGAGGUGCUGGAGGGGACAGCUUCGGGGUGGACCCCUACUCCUUUCAGGCCCACUUCCCAGCAGUCCGGGGCGUCGAGAGCCCACACUUGCUCUCUCCGGAGGAGUACGUAGCAAUUAUCUCUGAUGCCCUCAAGAUGGGCAAGAAUGUGUGCCUGGGGCGCUACUUCUUCCAGAUGGAGGGCGAGUGGAUGCGACCCCGGAGGGACGGCGCAAGGAAGAUGGUGGACAUCUGGCCGCUUAACCUGCUACAGCCGGAGACCAGCGGCCAGUUGGACGUGUGCAUCCUCUUCCUGCUCCAGAUGGCGUGCGUUCUGAACAUGUCCAGUGGGUGGCGUCAGGCACGGCUGCGCAUCUUCCUGUGCUUAGAGGCCAUAACUGGUGACCAAGGCUGGCUGACCAAGGAGGAAGCUCUCCGUGAGCUGCUAGGGAAGCUGCGCAUCCGGGCCACCAUAAAGGCCGUGCCCUGGGAUGAGGUGCUGCAGCUGCGGGAGGAGCGGGAUCUACCCACUCAGGCUGGGGAAGGGGAUGCACAGUCAGGGGACAGGACCACUGCAGCAUCUGGACACAGUCCCUCAAUGGACUUUGUGUCUGGAGUGAACAGGCUGCUGAAGGAGCACAGUGCUAAAGCUGCUGUCCGCUUCCUGUACUUGCCCCACCCCCCAGCUGACAGCAGCCAAUCGCAGCAGUACUUGGCAAAGCUCGAAGCUCUGACCGAUGCCCUUGGCCCUACUUUGCUGAUCCACGGUGUCACCCGAGUGACUUGUACUGAUCUUUAACUGGUU